This is a messenger RNA of Doryrhamphus excisus (bluestripe pipefish), 10050 nucleotides long. It is a transcript of the gene fbn3, whose product is annotated as fibrillin 3. Lineage: Eukaryota; Metazoa; Chordata; Actinopteri; Syngnathiformes; Syngnathidae. Gene Ontology annotation, molecular function: calcium ion binding. The record is from RefSeq and is a predicted model, not a curated record.
UCAAUUAAAGAGACACACAACAAUGGACAGGCGACAACGCAAACUGACUUUUUUGUAAUGCAAAUGUAUUACUCUUUUGAACGAAUAUUGUUUUGAGAAGCAAAACGCUUCACUUAAUGAUGCAUUUUUAAAUAGGUCAUAGUGAACCACGAAACAUCAUGAUUUAUUCAUUUGUAUAUUCUUGAAAAAUAUAGUAAAGCUGUGACAUCCAAAGCACUAAGUGGAGAGCUAGUUUCUAAUGCAAAAGUUGCCAGGUAUGUAUGGAUGGAAGCCUCCUUGUGAUGCUCCUCAGCACUGGCGGAUGAAUGCAAAUGCAUCUUAUCAAGCCUGGUGUCAUGCAGCCUGCAGGAGGUGAUGAUAGUCGUGUUUGCAGCGCCCAACAGCAACUCCAGGAGUCUUCUCCUUCAGGAAUGUGGGUUAGUCCUGUAGACCGUUACUACCCCCUCCUCCUCCACCUCCAGCCCUCUCUCUCUUUUUCUCUCUCUCUUUUACUCCCUCACUGUCCCCUCCCCUUAUCCCAAACAGGGAAUUCUUCAACUUUUCUCCACAUUUUUUUUCUGCUCACAAAGCUGCAGUUGAAGAUUCCAUCCUUGGUGUGCGUAUAUCUCCUGUGUGAAACGCUGGGCUCCUCGACGUCAACGUGCUGCGAUUGUGAAGCCCCGGCUGUGGAGUGCACACCAGGACUUGGUCUGGAUCCAGGUCUAGAUCCAGGUCUAGAUUGCUCAGCCUGGGUCCAAACGGUGAUCUGAGAAUCAGGAAGGGAACGGUACAAGACUCGUGUUUCAUUCGGAGGGAUCGCAGGACUGACAAAUGGGAUCAGGGAAGCUGGCCCGGGUGCUGCUGGGAUGGGUGGCGCUGUGUCUGGCGCCCGCCCAGGUGGCGUACGGCCAGACUGGGAACGGGAACGGGGCGCCGCUCCAGGCUAGCCGCUUCACCACCGCCACGGACCAAAGAGAAGUGCAGCGGGUUCGACGUCGUGGCCAGGAGACACUGAGAGGGCCCAACGUGUGUGGCUCUCGCUUCCACUCGUACUGCUGUCCUGGCUGGAAGACUCUGCCAGGAGGGAACCAAUGUAUUGUCCCGAUUUGCAGGAACUCCUGUGGCGAUGGCUUCUGUUCCAGACCCAACAUGUGUACCUGCUCCAAUGGACAGCUCUCUUCCAGCUGUGGCGCUGGAGGAGGAGUUCAGUCAUGUAAUGUUAGAUGCAUGAAUGGAGGCAGUUGUGCUGAGGACUCCUGUUCCUGCCCCAAAGGCUACACGGGCAACCACUGUGGACAACCUGUGUGCGAGAAUGGCUGCCAGAACGGCGGGCGAUGCAUCGGCCCCAACAGAUGCGCUUGUGUCUACGGCUUUACAGGCCCUCAGUGUGAGAGAGACUACAGGACCGGGCCAUGCUUCACGCAGGUGAACAACCAGAUGUGUCAGGGCCAGCUCAGUGGAAUCGUGUGCACCAAGACGCUCUGCUGCGCCACCAUCGGGCGAGCCUGGGGUCAUCCUUGCGAGCAGUGCCCGGCACAGCCGCAUCCGUGCAGACGGGGCUUCAUUCCCAACAUCCGCACCGGAGCCUGCCAAGACGUGGACGAGUGUCAAGCAGUGCCGGGUCUCUGUGCCGGAGGGAACUGCAUCAACACCGUGGGAUCCUACGAGUGUAAAUGCCCCGCUGGCCACCGUCAGAGUGAAACUAGCCACAAAUGCGAAGACAUUGACGAAUGCAGCACCAUCCCCGGCGUGUGCGAUGGCGGCGAGUGCACCAACACGGCCGGCAGUUACGUCUGCACCUGCCCGCGAGGUUACAUCUCCAGCACCGACGGCUCCAGAUGCGUGGACCAGCGCGUGGGCACCUGUUUCUCCGCCCUGGCCAACGGUCGAUGUGCAGCAGAGCAGACGGGCCAGUUCACCAAGAUGCAGUGUUGCUGCGACACCGGCCGCUGUUGGGCGUUGGGGCAGAUCCCUGAGAUGUGCCCAGUGAGAGGCUCUGACGAAUUCCGUCGUUUGUGCAUCGUGGGCCUUCCUCAGGGACACGGCCCCCCGAACGGCUACCCCAAUGGACACUUCCCCGGCAACAACGGCUACGGGUACAAGUUCCCCGGUAUGCCUAACGGGAACGGAGGUAUCGGCGGCAACGGUGGAGGUGGCUUCGGCGGCAACGGAGGAAGCUUCGGAGGCAACGGAGGAGGUUUCGGAGGGAAUGGAGGCAACGGAGGCGGCUUUGGCGGGAAUGGAGGAACGUUUGGAGGCAAUGGAGGAGGACAUAUAACCCACCCAAUAGGCACCGUCACGGUGAAUGACACCAUCGAUAUCUGCAAGCACUUCACCAAUCUGUGUCUGAAUGGUCGCUGCAUUCCCACACCCACGAGUUACCGCUGUGAGUGCAACAUGGGCUACAAGCAGGAUGUCCGCGGGGAGUGUAUUGACGUGGAUGAAUGUGUGAGUAACCCGUGCAUCAAUGGUGACUGUGUGAACACCCCGGGCUCAUAUCACUGCAAAUGCCACGAGGGCUACCAGGGAACACCCACCAAGCAAGCCUGCAUCGAUAUCGAUGAGUGUAUUGUCAACGGGGUGAUGUGCCGCAAUGGCCGCUGCGUCAACACAGAGGGAAGCUUCCAGUGUAUCUGCAAUGCUGGCUUUGAGCUCACGCCUGAUGGCAAGAACUGCAUUGAUCACGAUGAAUGUGCCACCACCAACAUGUGUCUCAAUGGCAUGUGUAUCAAUGAAGACGGCAGUUUUAAGUGCAUCUGUAAGCCCGGCUUUGCCCUCGCACCCAAUGGACGCUACUGCACUGACAUUGACGAGUGUCAGACUCCCGGAAUUUGCAUGAACGGCCGCUGCAUCAACUCUGAGGGCUCCUUCCGCUGCGAGUGCCCGCCUGGCUUGGCCAUUGACGUGGACGGUAGAGUGUGCGUGGACACACACAUGAGGACCACAUGUUACGGCGCCAUCAAGAUGGGCACGUGCUCGCGUCCCUUCCCCGGAGCGGUGACCAAGUCUGAGUGCUGCUGCGCCAACCCCGAACACGGAUUUGGAGAACCGUGCCAGCCGUGCCCGUCCAGAAACUCAGCUGAGUUCCAGGCUGUGUGCAGCAGCGGUAUUGGCAUCACAGCUGAUGGCAGAGACAUCAACGAGUGCGCCCUGGACCCAGACAUUUGUCAGAACGGCAUAUGCGAGAAUCUGAGAGGAAGUUACCGUUGCAUCUGUAACAUCGGCUACGAGUCGGACACCAGCGGCAAAAACUGUGUUGACAUCAAUGAAUGUUUGGUGAACCGCCUGCUUUGCGACAACGGCCUGUGCCGAAACACUCCUGGCUCGUACACGUGCUCCUGUCCUAAAGGUUUUGUCUUCAAGCCAGAGUCAGAGACAUGUGAAGAUAUCAACGAGUGCGAGUCGAACCCGUGCGUCAACGGAGUCUGUCGCAACGUGGUUGGGUCCUUCAACUGUGAGUGCACCCACGGGAGCAAGCUGGACUCUACCAACACCAUCUGUGUGGAUAGCAUGAAGAGCACCUGCUGGCUGACCGUACAGGACAACCGCUGCGAGGUCAACAUCAACGGCGCCACGCUCAAGUCCGAGUGCUGCUCCACAUUGGGAGCCGCCUGGGGAAGCCCCUGUGAGCCCUGCGAGAUCGACACAGCCUGUUCUCGAGGAUUCGCUCGCAUGAAAGGUGUUGUCUGUGAAGACAUUAACGAGUGUGAGGUGUUCCCCGGAGUGUGUACAAACGGUCGCUGCUUGAACACUCAGGGUUCCUUCCGCUGCGAAUGCGCCGAGGGUCUGACUCUGGACAGUACGGGACGCACAUGCGUGGACAUGCGAAGCGAGCAGUGCUACAUGAAGUGGCACGAGGACGAAUGCGGCGAGCCCCUGCCUGGGCGCUACCGAGUGGACAUGUGCUGCUGCUCCGUGGGGGCCGCCUGGGGGGUCGACUGCGACGAGUGCCCCAAACCCAGCUCACCCGAGUACAGAGCCAUCUGUCCCAGAGGACCUGGUUUUGCUAACAGGGACAUUCUGACUGGCCGGCCUUUCUACAAAGACGUGAACGAGUGUAAAGUCUUCCAGGGUCUGUGCACUCACGGAACAUGCCGGAACACCAUCGGAAGUUUCAAGUGUCACUGCAACAGCGGCUUUGCCCUGACGGCCGAGGAGAGAAACUGCACAGACAUCGACGAGUGUCGCAUCUCCCCGGACUUGUGUGGCCACGGCGCUUGCGUCAACACGCCCGGCAGCUUUGAGUGCGAAUGCUUCGAAGGCUACGAGAGCGGAUUCAUGAUGAUGAAGAACUGCAUGGACAUCGACGAAUGCGAGCGAAACCCCCUGUUGUGUCGUGGAGGGACCUGUCUCAACACGGAAGGCAGUUACGAGUGCGAAUGUCCACCGGGACACUCGCUGAGCAGUGACGAGUCCGCCUGUGAAGACGUCAACGAGUGCCAGCUGAGUGACAACUUGUGUAAGAACGGUCAGUGUGUAAACAUGCCAGGAACCUACCAGUGCUCCUGCGACACCGGCUACCAGGCCACCCCAGACAGACAAGGCUGUGUCGAUAUCGAUGAGUGCACCAUCAUGAAUGGAGGCUGUGAGACCCACUGCACCAACUCGGAGGGCAGCUAUGAGUGCAGCUGCAGCGAAGGCUACGCUCUCAUGCCCGACCUCAGGACUUGUUCAGAUAUCGACGAGUGCGAGGAGACUCCGGACAUCUGCGACGGAGGCCAGUGCACCAACAUUCCCGGGGAAUACCGCUGCCUGUGCUAUGACGGCUUCAUGGCUUCCAUGGACAUGAGGACCUGCAUCGAUGUGAACGAGUGUGAUUUGAACCCGAACAUCUGUCUCCAUGGCGACUGCGAAAACACCAAAGGCUCCUUCAUCUGCCAUUGCCAGCUGGGAUACUUUGUCAAGAAGGGAUCCACGGGAUGCACAGAUAUCGACGAGUGCGAGAUCGGCGCUCACAACUGUGACAUGCACGCCGCUUGCAUCAACGUUCCCGGGAGCUUCAAGUGUCGCUGCCGAGACGGCUGGGUGGGAGAUGGCAUCAAGUGUGUGGAUCAGGAUGAGUGCGCUGCAGAGGACCACAACUGCAACCCCAAUGCGGACUGCGUCAACACGCCAGGUUCUUACAGGUGCGCGUGCAAGGAGGGCUUCAAUGGGGACGGCUUUUCUUGCUCGGACAUGGAUGAGUGUGCUGACAACGUCAACCUGUGUGAGAACGGACAGUGUCUCAACGCUCCGGGAGGUUACCGCUGCGAGUGCGAGAUGGGAUUCACGCCGACAGAAGACAGCAAGGCCUGUCAAGACAUAGACGAGUGUAAUUUCCAGAACAUUUGCGUGUUCGGAACGUGCCAGAACCUUCCAGGAAUGUUCCGUUGCGUGUGCGACGACGGUUAUGAACUGGAUCGUAGCGGAGGAAACUGCACCGACAUCAACGAGUGCGCCGACCCGGUCAACUGCAUCAACGGGCUGUGUGUGAACACUCCUGGAAGUUACCUGUGCAACUGCCCGGCCGACUUUGAACUCAACCCCACGGGUGUCGGCUGCGUAGAUACCCGCGUGGGCAACUGCUUCUUGGAUAUCCUAGCCCGCGGCGACGGAGGAAUCUCCUGCAGCGCCGAGAUCGGAGUGGGCGUGACCAGAGCUUCGUGUUGCUGUUCCCUAGGAGGAGCCUGGGGGAACCCUUGUGAACUGUGCCCUGCACCUAACUCGACGGAAUAUAGGACCCUUUGUCCCGGGGGUGAGGGCUUCAGACCCAACCCCAUCACUGUCAUCCUGGAAGAUAUCGAUGAGUGCCAGGAGCUUCCGGGUCUCUGCCAGGGUGGAAACUGUGUCAACACCUUUGGGAGCUUCCAGUGUGAGUGCCCUGCAGGUUACUACCUCAAUGAGGAGACUCGCAUCUGUGAAGAUAUUGACGAAUGCACCACCCACAUUGGCAUCUGCGGACCUGGCACUUGCUAUAACACCCUGGGCAACUACACGUGUGUGUGCCCCCCCGAGUACAUGCAGGUCAACGGAGGCAACAACUGCAUGGACAUGAGGAAGAGCGUGUGUUACCGCAACUUCAACGACACGUGCGAGAACGAGCUGUCCUUCAACAUGACCAAGAAGAUGUGCUGCUGUGCUUAUAACGUGGGCAAAGCCUGGAACAAGCCCUGCGAGGCGUGUCCCACUCCUGCUACCUCCGAGUAUCAGCUGCUUUGUGGUAACCAGGCGCCCGGCUUCAUCAUCGACAUCCACACCGGCAAGCCAGUUGAUAUCGAUGAGUGCAGGGAAAUUCCCGGCAUCUGUGCCAAUGGCGUGUGCAUCAACCAGAUCGGUAGCUUCCGCUGUGAAUGUCCGAUGGGCUUCAGCUACAACAACAUACUCCUCAUUUGUGAAGAUAUUGACGAGUGCAACAGCGGGGACAACCUGUGCCAACGCAACGCCAACUGCAUCAACAUCCCGGGCAGUUAUCGCUGCGAGUGCUCGCCGGGCUUCAAGCUCUCCCCCAGCGGGGCCUGCGCGGACCGCAACGAAUGCCAAGAGAUCCCUAACGUGUGCAGCCACGGGGAGUGUAUCGACACCCAGGGAAGUUACCGCUGCCUCUGCCACAACGGCUUCAAGGCCACUGCGGACCAGACCAUGUGCAUGGACAUCGAUGAAUGCGACCGGCAGCCGUGUGGCAACGGUACCUGUAAGAACACGGUCGGGUCCUACAACUGCCUUUGCUUCCCCGGAUUCGAGCUGACGCACAACAAUGACUGCAUGGAUAUCGACGAGUGCAGUGCCCUGCAGGGUCAAGUGUGCAGGAAUGGCCAGUGUAUCAACGGGCUGGGGUCCUUCCAGUGUCUCUGCCUGGAAGGUUAUGAGAAUACCCCCGAUGGGAAGAACUGUGCCGAUAUCAACGAGUGUGUGAGUCUGCCCGGCACGUGCUCCCCGGGUACUUGUCAGAACUUGGAUGGAUCCUUUAGAUGUAUUUGUCCUCCGGGCUACGAGGUGCAGAAUGACCAGUGCAUUGAUAUCAACGAAUGUGAGGUGGAGCCAAACCUCUGCCAGUUUGGCACUUGCACCAACACCCCCGGCAGCUUCCAGUGCACCUGCCAGCCGGGCUUCGUACUCUCCGACAACAAACGGCGCUGCUACGACACCCGGGAGAGUUUCUGUUUCACUAAAUUCGAGGCAGGAAAGUGUUCCGUUCCCAAAGCGUUCAACACCACCAAGGCCAAGUGCUGCUGCAGCAAGAUGCCUGGGGAGGGCUGGGGGCUGCCCUGCGAGCUGUGCCCCCGAGAGACCGAAGCUGCUUUUAACACUCUGUGUCCCUACGGCCACGGAGCACUUCCCGGACCAGGCAACGCUCGGGAAGAUAUGAACGAGUGUCUGGAUAACCCCGGCAUCUGCCAGAAUGGGAUCUGCAUCAACACUGAUGGUUCCUUCCGCUGCGAAUGCCCCUUUGGAUACAACUUGGACUACACUGGAGUUAACUGUAUUGACACUGACGAGUGCUCUAUCGGAAACCCGUGUGGAAACGGAACCUGCACCAAUGUGGUCGGAGGCUUCGAGUGUUCGUGCCAGGAAGGCUUUGAACCCGGACCCAUGAUGACCUGUGAAGACGUCAACGAGUGCUCCAAGAAUCCUCUGCUAUGCGCCUUCCGCUGCGUCAACACCUUCGGCUCCUACGAGUGCAUGUGCCCCGCCGGCUACGUGCUGCGAGACGACCAGCGCAUGUGUCGAGACCAGGAUGAGUGUUCCGAGGGUCUGGAUGACUGUGACUCGAAGGGUAUGACCUGUAAGAACCUGAUCGGGACCUUCAUGUGUAUUUGCCCCCCGGGCAUGCAGCGCCGCCCCGAUGGAGAGGGAUGUAUGGACCUGAACGAAUGCAGAGCCAAGCCUGGCAUUUGUAAGAACGGACGUUGCGUCAACACGGUGGGAAGCUACCGCUGCGACUGCAACGACGGCUUUGAGCCCAGCUCCACCGGAACAGAGUGCAUUGACAACCGCAAAGGCUUCUGUUACAUGGAGGCCCUCCAGACGAUGUGCCAGCAGUCGUCCACCAACAGGAACAGCGUGACCAAGUCCGAGUGCUGCUGCAAUACGGGUCGAGGCUGGGGCUCGCAGUGUGAGCUCUGUCCUCUUCCUGGCACCGUCCAGUACAAGAAGAUGUGUCCUCUUGGACCCGGGUACACCACAGAUGGAAGGGAUAUCAACGAGUGUCAGGUGAUUCCAGACCUGUGUCGGAACGGUCAGUGUAUCAACACCAUCGGAUCCUUCCGCUGCCACUGCAACAUCGGAUACAAGACAGACUUCACCGCUACUUCCUGUGUCGACUUGGAUGAGUGCACGCUGUCGCCCAAGCCGUGUAACUUCCUGUGUAAGAACACGGAGGGAAGCUACCUCUGCUCCUGUCCUCGAGGGUACAGCCUGCAGCCUGACGGAAAGACCUGCAAAGAUCUGGAUGAAUGUUCAACCAAGCAGCACAACUGCCAGUUCCUUUGCGUCAACACCAUCGGGGGCUUCACCUGCAAGUGUCCACCUGGAUUCACGCAGCAUCAAACAGCCUGCAUCGACAACAACGAGUGCACGGCUCAGAGCAGCGUGUGCGGCGCACAGGCCGCUUGCGUCAACACGCCGGGUAGCUUCAACUGCGAGUGCUCCAAAGGCUUCUCCCUGGACACCACCGGUCUGGAGUGUGAGGAUGUGGACGAGUGCAGCAGUAACCACCGCUGUCAACAUGGCUGCCAGAACAUGCUGGGCGGAUACCGCUGCGGCUGUCCUCAAGGCUACGUGCAGCACUACCAGUGGAACCAGUGUGUGGAUGAAAACGAGUGCCAGUCAGGCUCCAUGUGUGGCUCCGCCUCCUGCUACAACACCCUGGGCAGCUACAAGUGCGUGUGUCCGUCCGGCUUCGACUUUGAGCAGUCUGCCGGCGGCUGCCAGGAUGUGAACGAGUGCUCGCAGGGCAGCAACCCCUGCAUCUACGGCUGCUCCAACACAGACGGAGGAUACCUGUGUGGAUGUCCUGGGGGAUUCUACCGGGCCGGUCAGGGCCAUUGUUUAUCGGGCUCAGGCUUCCCGGGCCAGUUUGGCGUGGACGGUGAGGACGACGAUAGCCUGUCUCCUGAGGCGUGCUACGAGUGUAAGAUCAACGGAGGAAAGAACGGACGACACAAACGCAACGCUGAUGAAAACCGGCUGGAGCAGGAGGCGGUGAGCCUGGCCAGCGUGGACACCCAAGCCUCCAUCCCCAUGAACGUCUCCCUGGCCUCGCUCCUCAACAAGGAGCCCCUUCUGGAGCUCCUCCCCGCCCUGCAGCCUCUGGAGCACCACGUGCGCUACGUCAUCACCCACGGCAACGCCGACGAACACUUCCGCCUGCUGGAGCGCCGCGACGGAAAGAGCGUGCUGCGGCUCGGCAAGAGGCCGCCACCCGCCGGGUCUUACCGGCUGGACAUCGCCAGCCUGCCUCUGUUCGGGCCCCGCAGACGACACCAGCUGGAGGAGCAGCACGACAUGGACUACCGACAAGGGGAGAUAGGGGACGCCCUGCGCAUCAAGCUCCACAUCCACCUGCACUGAGCGCACCCUCUCCCCCACUCCCCCCUGAACUGACCCCCAUUUGAGUGCUAACCUGCCCUUGUAGCCAGCAGAGCGUCAUCAAGGGCGACCAAAGACUGAGUCCAUCAGCCCAUCUCCAUCACCACUUUAUGUUUGUAUAUGUUCAUGUUUUGUGAUGUUUCAUUUUCCAUCCUUCCUGUGAGCAGACCUCCUGUGGAGCACAUUGCCGCCACACCAACAGCUCGGACCGCUGACCAAAACAUAAACAAGACGUAACGGCACACACGUCCAUCGAGCACUUUUGUACGCAAGCAAGUCCAAAAAAAAACAUGAGGAAAAAAGUGCUUUGUUGCCAAUGUUGCCAUCCUGCGUGCCUUUGGAGUCCAGCAUUGAAACGUUCUCAUCGGAUCCUCAUCACUCACCUGAGGCCUCUCUUCUCAUCCUUCUCAUCCUUCUCAUCCAUCAAUCCGUCAAUGAACGAAUGCUGGGUGUUGAACUCGGCUCCAACACUUUUACACCAUUUCCUCAGCAGUAGACGUGGAA